Messenger RNA from Stegastes partitus (bicolor damselfish), 2171 nucleotides. RefSeq names its product UDP-glucuronosyltransferase 3A1. The transcript is spliced from 10 exons. Lineage: Eukaryota; Metazoa; Chordata; Actinopteri; Pomacentridae. Bases 497 to 2059 code for a protein of 520 amino acids. Gene Ontology annotation, cellular component: UDP-N-acetylglucosamine transferase complex. Gene Ontology annotation, molecular function: glucuronosyltransferase activity. The record is from RefSeq and is a predicted model, not a curated record.
UCUCAGUGUCUGACUUUUAGAGGAAAUAGAGCUUCUCACGUGUGUCACAUAGACAGAAUCAGACUUGCACUCAGAACCUCUCAAAUUAUAAGGAAUCAAUCGGCGCCUUAAUGUUGGAUUUUUUUACUUUUAUUACAAGAUAACGCGUGCUGGAUGCAUUUUAGGUCCACUGGAAAAGGACUUGAGGUUUCCCCUUUAUCAACCUGACACUGCAGUAAAAGAAGCUCUACUCCUGGACCGGACCUCACCUGGUGUAAGGAUGAGUUUUCAAAGAACGCGACUUUUCUGUGUUUUAUUUUGGUAAUUUUUCACUGCUGGAUGUUUUUUUGGUUUUUUUUUGGUGGAAACUUUUCUGGACCACACCUGAUUUUUUUUGGAGCUGUCUGCUGGAUCUGCAGAGUUAAGUUUCUCUAAAGGAAGGUUGAUUUCAGUUUAUUUUUGAAUUGGAAGAGAGACAGUUUGCUUGCAGGUCAGUGCGCGGUGCUCCAAUAGCAGCAUGGAGAUUGUAUUUUGGACGUUUUCUCUUCUGGCUCUUCCACUGCUUCAGUCUGCCAAGAUCCUGACUGUCUGUCUGAUUGGAGGAAGCCAUUACUUGUUACUGGAUGAAAUUUCUCAUAGCUUACACCAACAUGGCCACGAGGUCCGCAUGCUCUUGCAACUGGGCAACCCGGUUAUUACAGGUCUUUCCUACGCAGGUCGGGCCGACAGCUACAAGAGAAGCAGCUGGUCUGUGGGAGAAAAGUACAUCAAAGAAUACAACGCCUGGUUCCUGGAGCAACAAACACAGUUCUUACUGGGAAGGGAUGAUUUUAAUGGCUUUCUGAACUUCAUGGGACACCUGUCCUUCCAGUGUGACAAGCUGUUGGGGGACAAAGAAAUAAUAACGUCGCUUCAGAGGGAAAGCUAUGACAUGGCCAUCCUGGAUGCUUUUAACCCCUGUUCCUUCAUCGUGGCACACAAACUUGGUGUCCGCUACGUGGCUUUCUACCCCGGCAGUCUGAACGGUCCUCUGUCCAUCGCCCUCCCCAGCCCAGUCUCCUACAUUCCAGUCUUUGGCUCCCGGCUGUCCGACCACAUGAACCUCUGGGGACGUGCAAAGAACCUCUUUUAUUCUUUCUUGGCUCCUGUAGGUCAGGAAAUCGUGUGGUCGAUAUUUAAGGAAGUCACCGAGCGCCACCUAGAGUCGGGCCCUCCACCUGGUGGUCUGAGCGAGUUACAUCAAGGAGCUGAACUCUGGGCCUUCAACACUGACUUCUCACUGGAGUUCCCUCAGCCUCUCAUGCCCUACACCGUGCUGGUGGGAGGUCUGCUCAGUAAGCCGGCCAAGCCACUGGAGCAGGAUCUUGAGUCGUGGAUCUCCAGUUUUGGAGAAGCAGGUUUCGUUGUCGUGACUCUGGGGUCUAUGGUCUCUUCGGUCUCUGUGGACCCUCUGCUUGUGGAGCUGGUGGCUGGAUUCUCCAGGAUCCCUCAGGGGGUUCUCUGGAGGUAUGACUCCCAGCAUUGGCCGCUCCACAUGGACAGACCUCCCAAUCUAAGGCUAGUGGACUGGCUGCCUAUUAAUGACCUGUUGGGCCACAAAAAAGCCCGCCUCUUUAUCACACAUGGUGGACAAAACAGCCUGCUUCAGGCAGUGUACCAUGCUGUUCCUGUGCUGGGAAUCCCUCUGUUUGGAGACCAGUUUGAUAAUAUGGUGAGGGCUGAGACAAAGGGACUUGGCCUCACCAUCAACCCCACACAAAUCACCAGGGAGCAGCUCAGUGCCACCAUUCAAACACUAAUAGAGGACAUCAGGUUCAAGUCUUCGGCUUCGUCCCUCAGCAGGAUCCACAAAUCCCACCCUGUGCCUCCAGCCCUUCGACUCAUCCAGUGGGUGGAGCACAUUCUGCACAGUGGAGGUGGAACUCAUUUAAGGCCAGCUUCACUGGUGCAACCCUGGUACCAGAAGUACAUGUUGGACCUGGUGCUUGUUCUCUGUGUGGGGCUUCUCGGACCAGCGGCUCUCGGAUGGGCUUUGUGUAGGAACAAGAACAGGAGGGAUGAACACCAAAAAAUACAGUAGCAGCACACUGGAUUUCCUCAAGGACACUAAGUGUACAAAUAUCAGAACGUUUAAAAAAUGUGUUGCCUUCAAAUUGUGCAGAUACCCAAUAAACUACACGUGUUGUAGGCGA